Molecule: messenger RNA, 546 nt
Organism: Danaus chrysippus (African queen)
Lineage: Eukaryota; Metazoa; Arthropoda; Insecta; Lepidoptera; Nymphalidae
Source: the annotation of a GenBank genome assembly
AUGGAGAAUUAUAGUGAUUCAGAUACAGAAUCAGAUUUUUCUGAAUCCGAAACCGAAAAUGAGUACGAUCUCUGUUGCCAGCGUGGAUCUGGGACAUGUGCUUUGCCGUUCGAUCCCACAUCGAUUGAAAAUAUUAUUUUAUCUAUUAGCGACCAAUUCAACUUUCGCGUACUUCUCAAUGAUAGCAGAGUAAAAAGUGCGAUUGCUAUAACUACGGGAUUGACUCUGGCUGGAAGUUUAAUCGGAAAACAUUAUGGAGGAAAAGUUGGAGCAGCUGUUGGUGGAGCGGUUGGUGGUGUGUGCGGGCUUGGAAUUAUUGCUGUUUCAAUGCGGGAUAUUUGGCAGGAUAUAAAAGGAAAAUUGUCAGAAUUGUUCGAUAUCGUGUACGAUUACCUGGCCGGUCUGGGAAUCAACGAUUACAAAAUGGCCGCCAAGUUCUUGAUGCAAAACAGUUGGGACAGCAGACAGCUUGCCGGAAUCGUUUUACAAGUUUCGUCAGAUAUACUUGGGAAGAAAAUUUUAUCAAGCCUUAAUGCGGCGAUAUAA